AUGAUAUACAGACAUCUUCUCCCGUUGGUGGCUUUGCUACUAAUCGGCUCUGAAAUCAGUCUCAGUGGUAACAUACUGGUUCUUCCCGGUGAAUUCAGCCACUGGUACAACAUGCGAGUAAUCGUGGAUGAGCUGGUCGCUCGGAAUCACAGUGUGACUGUUCUCAUUCACUCAGCAUCGCCUUCGAUCAACUUCAAGCAAAAGGAGAACUUCAAAUACAUUGUUUUUAAGGUCAGCACGGAAAAAGAAGAAGCAGAGUUCCUGUGGCAAAACUUUAUUAACUCUUCGAUGAAUGAGACCCUCACUGGGAUUCAGACUUUGUUGUUGUUUUGGAACAUAAUGUCUGAAAUUCAAAGCUAUCUGGAAUCAAUAUGUGACGGGAUGCUGCUCAAUCAGGAGCUCAUAGCUUCACUCAGGGAAUCACACUUUGAUGUACUUCUAUUUGAUCCUGUGAUGCCAUGCAGUGAUCUACUGGCAGAGACCCUCGGCCUCCCCCUGGUCAUGUCUAAUAGACUGUUUUUGGCAUACACUUUUGAGAGACUGUGCGGUCAGUUGCCAACUCCACCGUCAUAUGUGCCCGCUGUUGCCACUCAAGGGCAUCUCACUGACCACAUGAGCUUCAUAGAGCGGGUAGAGAAUGUGCUGUUGUAUGUUGCUCUCACAGCAUUGUACAAACUGCAAAUGAUAACGUUUGAUAAAUGUUACACCAAAAUAACAGGUAAACCCACAACAGUGUGUGACACUAUGGGAAAAGUGGACAUUUGGUUAAUUAGAACUUACUGGGACUUUGAGUAUCCUCGACCGCUCCUGCCGAACUUCAAAUUUGUUGGGGGGCUGCAGUGCAAGCCUGCAAAGCCACUUCCAAAAGAGAUGGAGGAGUUUGUUCAGAGCUCAGGGGAUGAUGGCAUUGUGGUGUUUUCCUUGGGCUCCAUGGUGAAGGACCUCCCCAAAAAGAGAGCCAACACCAUCGCUGCAGCACUCGGGCAGAUCCCACAGAAGGUCUUGUGGCGGUAUACGGGAGAGAAACCAGACACUCUUGCUCCAAACACAAGACUCUAUGACUGGAUUCCCCAGAAUGAUUUACUAGGACAUCCUAAAACCAAGGCCUUCAUCACUCAUGGUGGGACUAAUGGAAUUUAUGAAGCUAUUUACCACGGUGUCCCAAUGGUGGGCAUUCCACUGUUCGGUGACCAGACAGACAAUCUGUUCCACAUGAAAACUAAAGGAGCGGCUGUUAUACUCGAAUACAACAAAAUGGAGACCAAAGACCUGAAGGACGCUCUCACCGAAGUUAUUAACAAUCCCUCGUACAAAGAGAGCAUGAUGAGGCUUUCCCGAAUCCACCAUGAUCAGCCGAUGAAGCCGCUGGACCAGGCUGUCUUCUGGAUCGAGUUUGUGAUGCGCAACAAGGGGGCCAAGCACCUGAGGGUGGCAGCCCAUGACCUCACUUGGUACCAGUACUACUGCCUGGAUGUCGCUGCCUUUUUGCUGUCCAUAGUCGCUCUGGUCACAUUCAUCUUUGUGAAAUCGUGUGCUUGGCUCUUCCGUAAAUGUUGCAGAAGGACCUCAGCAAAGAGCAAAAAAGAGUGAAUAACUGAACGAACAUCACUGUGUUAAUGAUUACUGUGAUAUUUUCACAUGGGUUUUUUACGUCUAAAGUGCUCUAUUAUACUGUAAAUGUAUGUUAUACAUUCCUCAGGUUUUUUACUAUUUAACCUUAGGUUCUCACCAAUUUCAGCAAAAGUAAUCAAACACAUUUUAUAAAUCAUUUUCACUGUUCUCAACAGCACUCAAAGGGAUUUUAUCCAUUUCUUGUAGAGUGUUUUCUUUUGAAUAACAAAACAUUGAUUAUGCAAAUGUCAAAUCAGCUUUUUUUUAGAUUAUUUAGGGCAUUCUGCGCAUAUAUAACUGAAAGUCUGCUCUGUUUUAUGUAUUUUAAUGUACUGAAUUAUAAUGUGAUUUUGCUGCAGUGUUGAAACUUGAAUGAUGACAAAAACAGACGAAACCAAACAAAAUAUGACCACAAUGCAAUUUUAAAUGAGAACAAAUAUAGACGUAGAAGAAUCCUAGAAGCAAGAAUCAAAGAAUUUAAGCGUAAUACAUGAGUAAUGAAAAAGACUAAUAAAGAAAAUAGGUAUAAAUGGUUUUCAUCUUUUAAAGUUACAAUAGAAAUUGUCUCAGAUAUUUUGAACUAAUUUGAUCACUGUUGGCUCUCUGUAAGCAAAAUGUUGGGACUCUUGUGUUGAGCUGCUAGCGAACAAUAAGGGGUGACUGGGAAGGAACCUCUGCUGUGAAAACAUCUCGCACCUCUUUAUAAAGAUGACCAUACCGAGAUAAAACGGACAAUUGUAGCUUUCAUAAAAUAACUGUUUACAACUGUGUGAUGAUGAUGAUGACUAUCAGUGGUGCUAAUUCUCUGUUCCUUUCUUUAAAACUUACUCCGAAUUACCAUCUAACGUUGAAUGAGCAUAAACUACAUCCACUUUUAUCAUUAAGUGAAAGAUGGUAAUAAUAAUAUUUUGCAACUAUGACUGUUGUAGAGAGACGUUAGUGACAUUACACAGAAACGUGAAAUAAUGAAAAUAGGUUGAAUAAAGUAGAAACUAGGCAACAAUGUUCUAACAGUAUAUUUGUAAACUAUGUAAUAAGCAGUGAUUUUCAGCUCAGUAACAUUAUUAUUCUAUUAAUACUGGUUAUAUUUUCUGAGUUCCACCUUAAAUGGUGCCUGAAUGCCUCAGCCUCCAGCUACCUCAGACGGAGGAACCAGACUCGACUGGUCUCAACAACCAUUUCCACCUUACCCCGAGACCAAGUCCAAAUAAAAUUAGAGUUAACUUAGCAGCUCUGGGGUAAAACCCAGUCAGUUCAGCGUGGUUGUUUUACUGCAGUAAGUCACAGUGAAGCCAGCUGAAGUUCCAAAGUGUCUGCAUUUAUUUUUGGUUCCAUGCACUUCAGCUAAACUUAGUUUAAAGUAAAAUAAGUAGAAGGUAAAGAGCCAUGGGUUAGGUAAAACUAGCAUUAUAGUGGGAUAACUAACAGGCAGAUUCUUAGCAAUCUAUCUGCAUCACCAUCAGAUUGCUUGUAUUACUUGUGCCAUGAGUAAUGUUUGUACUUGUGUAUCUGAUGACAUCACCCUGUUGCCCAGGCGUAGGUGCACUUUACUUCUCUCAGAGUGGAUACUAACUUUUACCCUUUUAUUGAGUGUGCGCUAAAAAUGAGUGCAAUAUAACUACCAAACUGACUUUACUACUGUCACAAUUGGCCCCUCCCAGUCCUGUCCAUGUGUUUGUGUUGUUUUGGUUUAGCCCAUGUGCGUUUGUUUUGGUUUAGCCCCCUUGUUUCAAUAUUCCGCCCCUGAUUGUCUCCACCUGUU
Pygocentrus nattereri (red-bellied piranha) is the source of this 3373-nucleotide messenger RNA. RefSeq names its product UDP-glucuronosyltransferase 2A1-like. The transcript has 6 exons. The record is from RefSeq and is a predicted model, not a curated record. NCBI's taxonomy places the organism in Eukaryota, Metazoa, Chordata, Actinopteri, Characiformes, Serrasalmidae. The coding region runs from base 1 to 1590 and encodes 529 amino acids. Gene Ontology annotation, molecular function: UDP-glycosyltransferase activity.